Nerophis ophidion (straightnose pipefish) is the source of this 2438-nucleotide messenger RNA. Its product is annotated as gastrula zinc finger protein xLCGF3.1-like. Gene Ontology annotation, molecular function: DNA-binding transcription factor activity; RNA polymerase II cis-regulatory region sequence-specific DNA binding. The record is from RefSeq and is a predicted model, not a curated record. Lineage: Eukaryota; Metazoa; Chordata; Actinopteri; Syngnathiformes; Syngnathidae. The transcript is spliced from 2 exons. Gene Ontology annotation, biological process: regulation of transcription by RNA polymerase II. The coding region runs from base 531 to 1619 and encodes 362 amino acids.
AAGUCAGCUAUCCGGUACGCAUGCGCGAACUGCUCUUGCAUUCUGGUUUAGUAAAAAUCAGCAGAGCAGUGUGGUCUUUAAGUCGGUAUCUAUUCGUCUGCGGUGUGACAAAUGAAGUUGUAUUUAUUGUUCGUGUCAAGACGAACUCGAUUUAGUGAACUUGGUAGCUUCUGAGGCUAAUUUAGCCUGCUAGUUAUCUUAGCUUGCUAGCUGCUAACCGAGAGACUUACGUGAUCGAAACAUCGCUUAAUAGACACAAGUGUGAGUGUAAAGUGUUGUGAUGAUGCGAAAAUGUGUCCAAUACAAAUGCUGAGAGUGUUGGUGAAUCAGCGACUAACUAUGAAAGUGGAGGAAAUAUUUCUAGUGUUAGAAAGAUAACACGACGAAGAACUUUCUCGAACAAAAAAAAAGAGGAGAACGAGCGAUAACGUCAACUACUGGACGCUGUUUUCAAGAAGCAUCAAGUUGUGUUACACAGAACAGAAAUCUGUGAAGAACAUCUUCCUGAGGAGUAGGAGUGGACCUCCAGGAUGGAGCAGGAGAUACCACAGCAACAUCUCACCAACAUUAAAGAGGAAGAUGAUGAGCGACAGCCCCCACACAUUAAAGAGGAAGAGGAGGAACACAGCAUCAGUCAGAAUGUAGAUCAUCCUAAAGGACAAGAGGAGGUUGAUGUCCCCAAGAUGUCAUUGACUGUUGUCAUUGUGAAGAGUGAAGAUGAUGAGGUCAAAAGUGAAAGUGAGGAGAAGAGAGAGGUGGAGCCUCCAAGCAGCAGCUCAACUCAACACAUGACAACAGAAGCUAAUGGAGACCACUGUGGAGGAUCACAAGCAGACAAACUUUUAGCUCCACUAUCAGAUAGUGGUGACACAACGUCACACUCUCCUGACACUGAUGAUGAAGACUCUGAAGCUGAUACAACAUGUCACACUGACAACACACACUUUAAAUGUUCUCACUGCAGCAAAAAUUUUUAUCACCACCAUAAAAUGAAAAUACACAUGAGGAUACACACAGGUAAAAAACUUUUUUCCUGUAAAAUCUGUGGUAAAGGCUUUACACAAAGUCAUAAUUUGAAAAUACACAUGAGAACACACACUGGUGAAAAACCGUUUAUGUGUUCAAUCUGUGCUAAAGGUUUUACACAAAAUAAUAAUUUGAAAGCACACAUGACAACACACACUGGUGAAAAAAAUUUCACCUGUUCAAUCUGUACUAAAGGUUUUACCCAAAAUAUUCACUUGAAAGCACACAUGACAACACACACUGGUGAAAAACCCUUUAUCUGUUCAAUUUGUGCCAAAGCUUUUACACAAAAUAGUAAUUUGAAAACACACAUGGCAACGCACACUGAUGAAAAACCUUUUACCUGUUUAAUCUGUAGUAAAGGUUUUACACGAAAUAUUAAUUUAAAAACACACAUGGCAAUACACACUGGAGAAAAAACAUAUAUCUGUUCAAUCUGCGGUAAAGGUUUUACACAAAAUGGUGAUUUGAAAGCACACAUGACAACACACACUGGUAAAAAACUGUUUUCCUGUUCAAUCUGUGCUAAAGGUUUUGUACGUAAAGAUCUGUUGAAAAGACACAUGAGAAAACACACUGGUGAGGAUGUGUGAGUUGCAGUGUGUGUGAUGAAAGGUCCUCUUAAAAGUGACAGUGUCAGGAACACAAGAACAUCAGCGGCAAAUUAACAUCACCACAUAACAUAUUUGACAUCAUUCUGUGUGUAUCACAAUCUUGUAAAUAUAAUGUAUACAUUAAAUACUUUAGAUUAGGGGAUUUAUGUAUGUUUUAAUAUCUACAGAAGUAUACAACAAUGUAUUCAUUUAUUUUCAUAACACAAUUACUUUGAAAAGGUUUACAUUGACUGUAACAUCAGCUUAUUCUGACUACCUAUAUAUUAUUUUUGUAUUUGUUUUAAAAAUAUAAACAUAACAUUACAUGUGUUAUAUAAAAUAAACAUUGUAUGCAAAUACAGAGGAUAUAAUAAAAAUUAUGUUUUGAUCUUAUUCACAAUAGUUUCAAAUGUAUGAAGUGUGUUGGAUAUUUUAAUUUCAAAUACUAAAACAAUCCACAGAUUAACUCCCUUAUAUGAUAUACAUAUUUUAUGUGUGUUUUUUUUAAUGCCUUUGCUUCUGGCUACACAUAAAUCCCUCCUAGUUCAUAUAUAUUGGUUCACAUCUGAAACAUCUUCUGGACCGGUUCUGAAAGCAUGUUAUGUACUUUAUACAUGUUUUGUGCAGUUGUGUAUUCUACAAGAUAAUUUACAUUUGACAUCAUUUGUUGAGUCUGGAUAAUCCAUUAUUUUAAUUAUCCUUAUAGCUCUCUUUUGUAAUAUGGAUAUUGGUUUUGUAAUUGAUAUCUAUGUCUCCAUAUGCAAUAAGAAAUGUAUGCUUCAACUAAAGUUGUGUACAAUAAAUGGGAAUACGGGUUGA